Bursaphelenchus okinawaensis is the source of this 249-nucleotide messenger RNA. The record is from the annotation of a GenBank genome assembly. NCBI's taxonomy places the organism in Eukaryota, Metazoa, Nematoda, Chromadorea, Rhabditida, Aphelenchoididae.
AUGACUGUACCGCCAAACUUUUACGUUUCAAAAGAUAACUGUCCAUCACCAGCUACUUCAUUGUCAGAUGUGUCGGACAUUUACCCAAGAUUGUCGAGGAAGCGAACGUGGUCAACAACGACGGAGGAUGAAGUUUUUCUACCUAAAAUGGCAGCGAUCUUCCCUCGAGUUAUUAUUCCAAGGACUCAUUCUACGACGGAUUUGGAGGAGCUACAUCGUGCUCAUUGGAAUUAUUGGAAUGAGGUUUAG